Molecule: messenger RNA, 1638 nt
Organism: Lindgomyces ingoldianus
Lineage: Eukaryota; Fungi; Ascomycota; Dothideomycetes; Pleosporales; Lindgomycetaceae
Exons: 8
Coding region: 1-1638 (545 amino acids)
Biological process (GO): nucleobase transport; transmembrane transport
Cellular component (GO): plasma membrane
Molecular function (GO): nucleobase transmembrane transporter activity
Source: RefSeq, a predicted model, not a curated record
AUGUCUGUUCUCAAAUCCAGGCUUUCUCCUCACUUCCGGUUGAGGGUACCGUUUGAGAGUGGAAAGUAUGGCUCUCGAUGGUCCAACAAGGACCUUGACCCGAUUCCUCCUGCAGAAAGGACAUGGGGCGGCAUCGACUACUGGGCAUAUUGGUGCUCUGAUAUGCUCGCCCCUCCUCUCGCGGCUACGGUUUCUAGUGUGAUGAGCUUGGGCUUCACUGCUAGAGAGACAAUCCCCAUUGUUUUCUUUGGAUUCCUCAUCUGUAGUGUGGUGAUUACUUUGACAGGCAAGAUGGGUUCUACCUACCAUGUCCCGUUCCCUGUCAUUGUUCGAUCCGUUUUCGGGAUGUACGGGUCGUUUCCUGCUAUCUGUAUUCGAGCAUUUGUCGCUCUUAUGUGGACUGCGAUCCUUACCGUCCAAGCUGGAAACUUCCUCCAGCGCUGCCUUGAAGCCAUUUGGCCUAGUUUCAUAAGCUUUCCAAACCAUCUUCCCGAAAGCGCGGGUAUUGAUUCCGCCGGCUUGCUUUGCGUGUUUCUUUAUUGGUUCAUGCAGACAGGGCUUGCUCUUAUGCCUAUCCAAAAGCUUCGAAUCUUGUUCUGGGUCAAAGGUGUAGUCGUGCCCCCGACUUUCCUAGCUUUGUUCCUAUGGGCCGUCAUUGUCACUAAGGGUGGCGGACCACUUGUUACCGGCAAGGUUGAACUCACUUCUACGUAUAUGAACACCGCCUACUCGGCCUUGACGGGUCUGAAUGUCAUGAUUGGUCUUUUCAGCUCCCUUGCUGUCAAUAUGCCUGACUUCGGACGAUUUUCGAAGAACAAUCUCGCAGGCGGUCACCAAUUUAUGGCGCUUCCGAUUAUUGGAACGCUGGGUGCCCUCACUCCUAUUUUUGUCACCAGUGCUCACUCGGUAUUGUGGGGCGAAUUCCAAUGGUACAUGCCUUUGGUCAUCGCGAAGUUCGAUAGCAGAGCUGCUAAGUUUUUCACCGCGGCCAGCUUCAUCCUGGCAACAAUUGGCAACCAGAUCGCCGCUGGAACGUAUCCAUUCUCCAACGACAUCACGGGAAUGGCGCCCAAGUACAUCAACAUCUUUCGGGCAACUUGCUUCAUCUCCCUUUUCUGUAUAAUCUCAACACCAUGGAAUAUCAUCAAGAACGCCUCUGGACUUCUUGCAUUCCUCUCCGGUUACUCUUGCCUCAUGGGUCCUCUUGCUGGAACAAUGGUCUGCGACUACUACAUCAUCAAGAAGAGGAAACUCGAUGUUGAUCAGCUUUAUACCGACCGCGGUAUCUACUGGUAUGAACAUGGCGUUAACUGGCGUGCAUACGCCUCUUUCAUAAUCGGCUUCGCCCCGCUUAUGCCAGGAUUCGCUAAAUCCAUCGAGAACACUCUUAAUGUGGGAGGCGCCUGGAAGAUUUAUACUUUUGCCUGGAUUUUUGGAUUCACGCUUUCCUUCCUGGUGCAUUAUGUUAUCUGCACCUACAUCUCUGUCCCGACCGAAUCCCUCGUCGAAGAGGCUGCGUAUCCACCAAAGACCAGUGAAGAGACAACCCCUGUCGUUAAAGGAGAGGACACCGAUUCCAAUUCUAAUUCCAAGGAUGGCUAUGUCACGAAGGAGAAGGAGAUUGCGACUAUGGUUUGA